UCGCCAAGGCCUCAACACUGGCAAAAUGCGGGCCCUGCUAUUCCUCAUGGCACUUCUCUUGCCUUCUGGGGCUGGAGCUGAGGAGAUUAUUGAUGGUGUUGAGGCUAAACCACACUCCCUUCCUUACAUGGCCCAUCUGAGGAUCAUCACUAACAAUGGUUUGAAGAGGUGUGGUGGGUUUCUCAUAGCCCCGCAAUUUGUGAUGACUGCUGCACACUGUAGUGGAAGAGACAUCACUGUCAUCCUUGGAGCUCAUAAUAUAAACAAGAACGAAUCCACACAGCAGAUAAUAAAAGCUGAAAAACAAUUUGUUCACCCAAAGUUUCGUUACUCUUCGGGUUUCAAUGACAUCAUGUUACUGAAGCUACAAAAGAAAGCAGAGUUGACUUCUGCUGUGAAUGUAAUUUCACUGCCUAGUUCCUCUGACUUUAUCAAGCCUGGGAAGAUGUGCUGGACAGCUGGAUGGGGGAAAACUGGCAAGAAUAACCCUCCAUCAGUUACCCUGAGAGAGGUUGAACUGAGAAUCAUGGAUCAAGAGGCCUGUAAAGACCACAGUGAUUAUGAUUAUCAACUCCAGGUCUGCUCGGGCAGUCCCACAACAUCGAAAUCAAUAGGACAAGGAGAUUCUGGGGGACCUCUAGUGUGUGAUGGUAUGGCCCAUGGUAUUGCAUCUUCUUCAGAAGCAAAGGCCCCUGCAGUCUUCACCCGAAUCUCCUCAUACCUGCCCUGGAUAUAUAAAGUCUUAAAGGGCGAGUAGCUGAAAAGCCUAACCAGCCUGAGUCAGACUCUUCAAGAUCAAGCUCAUCUUGUACCCUCUGAGUUCAUCCCAGCCUGUCCUCAUCCUGCAUCAAGCCUGCCCCUAGCCUGUCCCCAAGAUCAUCUCAAAGAUGCACAAGUCUGUGAUGAUGGAAUGUUCUCUGUAAUGCAUCUCAAUAAAGACCUAACCUCUUGC
This is a messenger RNA of Mus caroli (Ryukyu mouse), 952 nucleotides long. RefSeq names its product mast cell protease 2. The record is from RefSeq and is a predicted model, not a curated record. Gene Ontology annotation, biological process: proteolysis. Gene Ontology annotation, molecular function: serine-type endopeptidase activity. Lineage: Eukaryota; Metazoa; Chordata; Mammalia; Rodentia; Muridae. Gene Ontology annotation, cellular component: cytoplasm; intracellular membrane-bounded organelle.